This is a messenger RNA of Rotaria socialis, 1551 nucleotides long. Lineage: Eukaryota; Metazoa; Rotifera; Eurotatoria; Philodinida; Philodinidae. The record is from the annotation of a GenBank genome assembly.
AUGGCAACUAGUAACAAUGAAAUAUCUGAAGGUUUAUUAAACACUGAUCUAUGGGAUCGACUCGAUUUUCAUUUAGGAUCCUAUGUAAAAUCUCCAAUACAAUUACGUUAUGUUAGUUCAAAAACGUCCACUAUUGGUCGAGCAUUACAACUUGCUAUAGUUGAUUUAAUUGAUCAUGUUAAACGAAAAUUUGCGGAUUACGCAGAAGAUAAUUCAACUCUUCUCGGUACUGAAAAUCGUUUAUAUCAUUCACGUCAAUAUUCAUUAACUGCGAAAGACGCUAAUAUCGAAUCUUUUCAAUCAAAUGGUAUUGACGAUAAACUGAAUAUUGAAAUAGGUUCAUUAGCUCCAACGAUUUUCUAUCAAUUACGCGAAGACAUCGGUAUAUCAAACGAAAAAUUUCGUCAAUCAUUUUCUGAACAUGGUUUAAAAGAUUUUACAAAUACAGGCAAAAGUGGUUCGUUGAUGUAUAAAACAUCGGACAAUUUGUUUAUUCUAAAAACUCUACGCGAAUAUGAAGCACGUUUAUUAAUUCAAAUUCUACAAGGUUAUUCGAUACAAUUUCGGCAACGACCAACAAUGUUUAAUCGUUACACUGGAUUAUAUUCCAUCCGUUUAGAAUCAUCAUUAUCGAAUUUUACAAUUUAUGUUGUUGUUAUGGUUAACGCGUUUACACCGUCAUUAAAAAUAAACGAAAUAUUCGAUUUAAAAGGCUCAACAAUAAAUCGAAAAAUCACUGGAUAUUUAUCAACGGAAAAAUUCUAUAAAUUGAAAGAUAUGGAUUUUAAAGAGUUGUAUCCUGCGGGUAUACGUAUACCAACGAAUAUUUUCCGAAAAUUAAAAACUACACUGGCUAAUGAUGCGAAAGCUUUAAGAAAAUUGAACGUAACAGAUUUUUCAUUAAUAGUUGGAAUUCGACAUUUAGAUAUGUCGAAAACUCAAAUGGUAGACCGUCAACAAAUAACAGGCAUUACAGCUCUUCUUCGCGCAACAAACAGUCUUACGUCAAUACAUCAGAAAGAUCUUGCUGUUGAUGCUUCACCAUCAAUUGUUGAGUGUGAAGUUAAUGCUUCACUUAAUUCAUAUUUGAAACCUUUGGAAAUGCUCCAAGAAAAACUUGAUAUGGAUUUAUAUUAUAAUAAUGAUUCAGUUGCUUAUGAGACUUUACCCAUUCCGGGUAUUAUAAAUAAUACGAAUAAGCGUGUUUAUAUUUAUUUGGCUCUGGUUGAUAUGCUUCAAACAUUUGAUAGUUUUAAACUUAUCGAUCAAGCAUUUCGAAAAAUUACGGAUCCUAAUCGACAUCUUGAAUAUUCUGUUAUUGAACCAAAUGAUUAUGAACAACGUUUCAUUCAAUUUCUAUUUACAGAUGUAUUUUAUGAUGCUAAUAAUGAUUUCCCAUGGGCUAUUACUGAUGUUAGUCAAUCAGUUGCGAAUAUUAAUAAUGUCAAGAUUAAGAAAAAGAAAAGAAGUGAAGAAAACCAUCAAACUGAUUCACCUAAGUCUGCAGUUCAUGGAACUAAUUCAGAAGAAAUUCUUGAAUUUCAUUUUUAA